This is a messenger RNA of Stegodyphus dumicola, 479 nucleotides long. RefSeq lists its product as uncharacterized. NCBI's taxonomy places the organism in Eukaryota, Metazoa, Arthropoda, Arachnida, Araneae, Eresidae. The record is from RefSeq and is a predicted model, not a curated record.
CAUGCGUCUUCUCGAUGGUGACAAUUGUUAAAGUAUUAACUACAUUCCAUCAAUUUUGGAAUUAUUAAAAUAUAUUAUUUUGGAUGUGAAUAGAUUUGAGUUUCUUGUAAGUACACUUAGAAAUGUUGAGAAGUUGGAAAGUCAUCAGACUGACAAAAUAUGUUUUCCUGACUUUGUUGAUUACCGCUGCUAGUUUCAUGAUAGCCGAUCUAUUUGUAAGGAGACCUGUGUCGAUAAUAGCGGGACAAGCAACAGAUGAACUGGCUUACAAGCCCAAACUCAACUUGUCGUUUGAAAGUGUUCUGCCAAUGCUAGAUGAGAAUUUUUCCCAAUGUUUGACAAAUCCCGGUAAGGGCUUCUGCUUAAUGACUGCGAAAAAGAAGCUUGAACUUCUUCACAAAGAAGGACAUCCAGUUUUGCCUUAUUUAAUGGAGAUUGACAAACAUUUGAUCAAGCUCCACCAGCAGCUGCGUGGUUAA